AUGUCCGAGCUCUUAGCGUGGAGCGUGCACCUAAACCAUCAAGGAAAUCAACCUACCACAGAGCAAGAAACAUCGUUCACACCAGAUAUUCAGUUCAUGAAUCACCAGAACGCAGUUAUCGCACAACUCAUUGAAGAAAACAAGACCCAAGCCAGGCGCAUUACCGAGUUGGAGAAACGGAUGUCGGUUGGUAAUACUGCCGAAGCCAACAUGAAAGCUUUCCUUCGAGGGAGAGGCAUGAAGAGCAAAUUGGGGUCGGGGCUUCUCAAACAACUCCGUCUGCUUCAUCGUAACGGCGCUCUAAAAGAGCUUGGCGCUCGUCGACGUGGUGAGAGACCACACACAGCGCAAAUUCUGAACAUGACCGAAGCGAUUUUACCGAUAUCACCCAGCGUCGCAGAGGAGAAGUCUUCGUCGAUGAACUCGACAGCUACAAACACUGUCCCCGAUGCGAAGCCAUCCAGAGGAGAAGAAGCUGCCCAAGCGAAAUCGUCAAAUCGAGAAGAAGCCGGUGAAGGAAAGCCAUCCAGAAGGGAAGAAACUGCCGAAGAGAAAUCGUCCGAACGAGACGAAGCUGCUGAAAUGAAGCCAUCCAGAGGAGAAGAAACUGCCGAAGAGAAAUUGUCCGAGGGGGAAGAAGCCGCUGAAGAGAAGCCGUCACCGCGUGCUGAUAACGUGGUCGAUCUCACUUUGACCGACCAAGAGGAAAGCGAUGACGCCUUUGGUCGAGCAGGCCUUGGCACCUCCACCAGCAGCAGCGACAGUGAAACGGAGUGGCGACCGACAGCGUCAUUGGCUGCUCCACCGGUGUAUGACAUCCGUCGCAUCACGCACUCGUACAGGCGGAACGGUCGCCGAGUAUAA
Messenger RNA from Phytophthora nicotianae INRA-310, 864 nucleotides. RefSeq lists its product as hypothetical. The transcript has 3 exons. The record is from RefSeq and is a predicted model, not a curated record. NCBI's taxonomy places the organism in Eukaryota, Oomycota, Peronosporomycetes, Peronosporales, Peronosporaceae. The coding region runs from base 1 to 864 and encodes 287 amino acids.